AUGGAUGAUUUAGUUAAUCAGGUAGUUGAAUGUGCUAUACCAAUAUUUGAACGAACACACCCCAACAAGAUAGCUCUAUUUAUGUUUGAUAAUAGUAGCAAUUAUAGUUCAUUUGCUGAAGAUGCCCUUUUGGUCUCACAAAUAGGUAUGAAAGAUGGUACAAAAAAACUACUUCAUAAUAAUAAUACAAUGUCUGAUAGUUCCAAGCAUAUAAUAAUCUAUAUAGACAAUGCUAAUGUAAAAAGACCUAAAGGAAUUAAACAGGUUCUUGAAGAAAGAGUAUUAGAUUUUGUUAGUUUAUUAAAAAUUUACCACUUUGCUUGCCAUUCUGAACAAUUUAUAAGUGCUUAUGAACUUGGACUUUCUGGAAAGGCUGCUGACUUUGCAGUAAAGAAGUAUCGUUCUCAUCAUCGAAUUUCAGAACAAGUUCUUGAAGAAUUCGCUUAUGAUUAA
Racocetra persica is the source of this 453-nucleotide messenger RNA. The record is from the annotation of a GenBank genome assembly. Lineage: Eukaryota; Fungi; Glomeromycota; Glomeromycetes; Diversisporales; Gigasporaceae.